Molecule: messenger RNA, 1038 nt
Organism: Lepisosteus oculatus (spotted gar)
Lineage: Eukaryota; Metazoa; Chordata; Actinopteri; Semionotiformes; Lepisosteidae
Source: RefSeq, a predicted model, not a curated record
UCUGUAUGGUUGUUUCCUUUCCAUGCACAUGAAUAAAGGACUCUGCUGAACCACACCUAACCUGAGUGAAGAGUUAUCUCGACACAGGUCAACAUGGCAACAACUUUGUAUCUAAUUGGAGGACAUGGAGGCGAUGCCUUUUCCUUUGAUGGCCAGAAUGACGGUGCCACACUGGAGAAGAUUGGUGUGUGGGUAGGGGGCUCGCAGGUGAAGGCUGUGAAGAUCUGGCUGACCAAUGGGGAGGUCCGAGAGUUUGGGAGACCAGGUACAGGUUACCAGGAGUUCAAGUUUGAACCCGGCGAGUUCUUCACCUCCCUCUCUCUGUGGGGGAACGGAGCUGGGACCCGCCUGGGAGCCAUCAAGUUCAAGACCAGCCGCGGCAGGGAGUUCUUUGCGAAAAUGACCAGCUGGGGGCUAAAGACGGAGUACCCCAUAGAUGUGGGUUCAGGGAUCUGCCUGGGGGUUAGGGGGAGGUCGGGCUACGACAUUGACUGCAUGGGCUUCAUCUUCAUCAAUGCCAUCGAGUCCACAGUCAUUACCAACAUGGAGUACCCCACUCUGAAGCAAGUCAUCCCCCAGGUGAACAUGGAGGAGAUCAAGUCCAUGACGUACACCAACAGCUCCUCUGUUGCCCAGGAGUACACCCUGAAAACCUCCAAAACCAUAACCAAGACCUCCUCGUGGUCCGUCACCAACAACAUGCAGUUCACCUUCAACAUGCAAGUGACGGCAGGAAUCCCGGGUCUAGUGGAAGCUUCCACUGGGUUCAGCUGGACAGUGGGAAAUGAAGACACCUAUAAGCUGGAGAACAAAACGGAGACAAAGGAGGAGCUGUCAUUCAAGAUCCAAGUCCCUGCAAAGAAAACCAUGGAAGUUGCCAUCACACUCGGUCAUGCAAAUGUUGAUCUUCCAUACAAGGGCACUGUUAAAGUAACCUGCAGGAAUGGAAGUGUGCUCUGGUUCAACACCAGGGGCGUCUACAAAGGCCUCACCUACACUGAAGGGAACAUAGAUGUGAAGGAGAAAACAUACGAAUGA